AAACCUUCACCGGUAUAUUCAUAGGACACUACCAUAUCCCAAAACUCAGCCGGAAACUAGGUGUUGCUGCGAUUGAAUCGAAAAAUAUGGCGGACGAAGUGAAGUUGUAUGCUGUUGGAGGAAGUCCAUUUGUCUGCAGAGUCAAAAUUGCUUUGAAUCUCAAGGGAAUCAAGUAUGARAACUUCGARGARGAUCUGAGUAACAAGAGUGCCGACCUUCUCAAGUACAAUCCGGUUCAUAAGAAGGUACCGGUGCUGGUGCACAACGGAAAGUCGAUCUCGGAAUCUCUUGUGAUCGUUGAGUACAUUGAUGAUGUCUGGAAAGGAGUUCCGAUUUUGCCACAGGAUCCUUAUGAGAAGGCUGUUGCUCGAUUUUGGGCGAAAUUCAUUGACGAAAAGGUAAUGAUUUCAUUUUCUCUCUUAAUCCUGAUUAAUGAUACUG
Messenger RNA from Cynara cardunculus var. scolymus (artichoke), 441 nucleotides. Its product is annotated as probable glutathione S-transferase. NCBI's taxonomy places the organism in Eukaryota, Viridiplantae, Streptophyta, Magnoliopsida, Asterales, Asteraceae. The record is from RefSeq and is a predicted model, not a curated record. Gene Ontology annotation, biological process: glutathione metabolic process. Gene Ontology annotation, cellular component: cytoplasm. The annotation marks the transcript as partial. The transcript has a single exon. Gene Ontology annotation, molecular function: glutathione transferase activity.